CUUCCAUAAACCAUCUGUGAUCUGUGUAUCCUCCUAUCAAAAUUAUUUUUCAUCCUAGUAUUGAAAAUAUUGAUAUAUAUUAUUUGUAAAUUUGAAAUCUGAAACACAACCGAUGUGUUUUUAAACAACGUAAAUUUGUGUAAAUAAAUAAAAGGUUCAAUUCACAAUGAAGAAUGAGGAGGAGGAAGAAGUAGAUGUGUAUAAGCUUAUUCUACAGUUACAACACGAAAAAUUACUCAUUAAAACAGAAAAACAUAAGAUACAAGAGUUGAAUAAAUUGAUAACUAGCAAAACCCAUGACAUAAUAAGAGAUUCUUGGAUUACAACAAAGCAACGUUUGUUGUUAUAUCAACGGGAAAGCACAUCCCAAAAUUUAAAAAAAAUUCAUUAUUUGCUCAAUUCAGAAUUUGUGGAAGCCAAACAAAUUUUAGGAUUCCAGAAUUCUGUAAAGAUUUCCAACUUGCUUCAAGCACUUCGUACCCAACCGAAAGAGCUAGCAAAAUGGUUAAUUGCGGGAGAACAAUUAGCAGAGGAUUCACAAAAUUAUCUGUUUCUAUUGGAAAACAUUGUUGUUGGCCUGUAUGGUUGCUUCAUUUUUCCAGAAGAUGCAAGGUACAUGCUUACUUUGCUGUAUGAGCUUGCUAAGGUACAACUGCUGAACUGCGAAGAUCCAAGAAGAAUUAUUAAACAAAGAACUUGCUCCUUCAAACAUUUAUAUUUUCUAUUCCACGAAGUGUUGCAAUCUGCCAAAUUCUUCCUGAGUGCCGCCAUGGAGAUUCCUAUCAUACAAAUGAUGUCUUGCACAGAUUAUCACUUAGAUGUGGACCCUGAAAAAACGGCCAUGAGGUUCAAACAAGAUGAAAAUGAAGUUGCCAGUUUAUUUCAAGAUGUGGAGGAGUACAGGAGAGAUGUUAUAAUAAAACUGGUUGAGUUCACCAAUCAUUUUAUAACAUCACUUUUAGAGAAUGUGUACAGCUUUCCAAAGUCUGUUGCUUGGAUUGUGUCCCAAAUAGCAAAAAUCAUUGAGAAAUCUUUCAGCGGCAAACAGGCCAAUGCUGUUACCAGUGAGUUGAUCUUCACUCUGUAUGUAUGUCCUGUGAUUGUGGAUCCAGAGCAGUAUGGUAUUUGUACUUCUCAAGUGACCGAUAUCAACAGACAUAACCUCAUUCAAGUUUGCCAGAUACUUCAGUCACUGGCUUUGAGCAAAUUCGAGCCGAUCGAUCCACGAUUCUCUGAUAUUUUCAAUUUGUUGGAUAAAAACAGGAUGAACAAUUUCAUUGAUUUGUUAUUUUUUGAUAUGGAUACAGAAGAACCCCCCAUUGAAUCUUCACCUGCUAUUUCAAGGGACAUUAUGCUUUUUACCGAGGUUGAACUCGACAAUCUGGUUUCUUUCAUGCAGAGAGUACAUGUGAAGAGCAAUCAUAAUGAAAACUUUUCGAAAGAUACUACAAUUGAAGAACAUUUAACUUCUUUAACCAUACCAUCCACGGAUAAUUCUCCAAAGUCAAGCCGUUCAGUAAAUAAUGAGGAUAACUUGAAACUAUCUAAUUUCUUCAUAUCAGGUACGAAAAACCAUGUAGUACCAGCAAACACCGACGAUGCCAAAAACUCCAACAACGUUAUUCUCAUAUUCCCAGUAGAUCAAGUUGCCUCUGAUCCUGUAGGACUCAUCCCCGAGGGGAAAAUAAUUGACGCCAUACCCCUCAAGAAUGACGAGAUAUUUCAGAUCACUCCAGCCAAAGGGCCGACCAAUAUGCCUGAUACUUCUCCUCAGAAUGGAGAUAUGAAACAGUCCUUUGCAUAUCCUGAUGAAGGGUCUAUUGGUAACACUUCGGAUAAUUUGGAAGCGAUCUCGGAAGCAGCUAGCAAUCAUUCAGUGGACAGUAGCAUAGAAUUGGAAAACGAGGAUCAGAAUGAUAAUUUGUCUGAUAUGGUUUCGGCAAAUGUCUCAGGUAGAGGAACACCAAACAUCUCAGGUCGUGACACCCCCAGUUCUCAAGUCUGUGAAAAUGAUGACCGCGUUUUAGUUGAACCACGCCAAGCUGAUGUCGCCCAGCCUCAACCUAAACUCAACAAACAAAUCCGAUCGGAAAUUGAUGAUAAAUUCUGCAAAUUUGAAAUAAAAAAGUUAUUGGAAGGAGACGAGACGAUAUCCAUCAUCUCGGAAACGUGGAGUACAGACGUUUUGGCUUCUGAUAAUGAAACAGUGGACCUGUCCGAAUCCAGGCAACAAAUCCAGCUGGUCGAGGCCAUACAGGAAGUGCCAAGCAUCUUGGACUUGUCUCUUUCUGAGACCCAAAGUGAAAGCGCUUGGUCUACAGAUGUUAUGACUUCAGACACAGAUAGGUUAACCGAAGUCGAUAACGAUGAUUCUGUAAGCGUGGCCCAGUCAGAUGACACAAGAUCCGAGACAGACGACGUCUGUGGAGUAAGAAGACUUUCGUCGUCAUCAAAUUCAUUUGUUCCAGUUCCAGGCAGUCAGAACUAUGUUUCAAGUGUUACUGUUCAUAAUAUGAGCUACUUGCCUACUAACGGUCCGAGUACAGCCACUAAUACCAAGAAGUAUGUCAACUCUUCGAAAUUUAUGGAAUACGGGAAAGUUGAUAUAAAAAAUGAUAGAGUUAUUGGAAAAAUUUACCGAACGGAGCAGGUAGACAACAACGCCAAUAGAGUUUUCAAGUCGUUAACUUUGGGGCACUCUCCCUUGUCGACUGAGACAAGCGAAAGCAAAACUGCAAUAUUCAAACCGUCUUCAGUCAAGAAUGGUGUACUGUGCAAAGAAGUGGAACUGAGUAACAUUGCAGGUACUAGUGGAAUGGUGGAAAAUGAGAAAAAUCCACAAAACCGCCCCAAUGAAAUAUUGUUGAGCAACUGCAGUCUGAAUUCAAGCUCAAGUGGUUCAAGUAGUCACAGUUUUGAAAACAAGAAUGCUUCGGAGCAGUGGGAAAACAAACAAUGGCUCAACAGUUCCGGAAGUAGUCUCAAUGUUACUUUGACUCCGUCAGAAAGUACCAGUGAGCUAUCGGUGCUUAGUAUCAGCAAGAAAACUGUAACGAAUAGGGUCGUAAAACCGUCCGUCUCUACGGGGGCUAUCCCGAAGAGCAUCAGCUUCGAUAUGAGUGCAGAUAAGGGAUUGGAAGAGGAAGGAAGGUCAAAGAGAGGAAGCUUUUUUGGAAAGCUUCGCAUGGGAUUCAGGAGUAGACGGGGAAAAAGUUUCAGAAAUCAGGAUGAGUUCAGGUUGGAGAAUGAUGAAUUUUUUGGUUCGAAGAGACAAUCAGACAUAGGAAAAGUGAGCAACACUACAGAAGCCUCUGACGAUAUUUUAGCAAAGUACAGAACGAAACCCUUUGUGGAAAAUUCGGCUGUUAAAGAAAACAGCGAUUCAAAAAAGUGUUCUAAGGAAAAAAGUGUAUAUAGCAGCAAUAGUGAAGAAAUUAAUAGCUUUAAUGAUAUUAAGAACAAACUACGUUUAGUCUUAAGUAAUAUAUCAGAAAUUCCGCACUACGUUAAGAACAAUCCCAUUAGCGUUAAGAAUAAAAUGGAGAUGAUAUUGCGCCUGGAAAUGGGAAAAGCCAGAAGACUAAGGGAAUGGUCUCAUGUAGCGAGAAUCUCGGAAGCUAUCAGGUGCAUCAAUCUCAUUACAGAUGAUACAUGCCUCAAGUUGAUUCAUUCCAUGAAGGACGAUUUGAUUCUGCGCUCAACUUACAUAAAGUACCUGGUUACUUCAAAGCAAGAACUGCUAUUUUGCGAUAGUUAUUUGAAUAGCCUGCAAGAUCAAAUAUCCCACGAUAAGCAGCAGUGUGAAAAGUAUUUGGUAACGGUUUGCGUCAAAGAAUUUUUGUUGGCGCAGGAGACUGUUUUACUAGAAUUCUGCGAGGAAUUUAAACAGUUGAACCUGGCUGAUGAAAAGUGUGAUAUUUUACAAAAGUUUUAUAUGAAACUGUAUUGCAUCAUGAAAUCAAGCAGUAUUUGGAAAGAUUUUGUCCGGAAUAGGGAGACCCUGUUGAAAAUAACUUUGGAAAGGUAUAUCAUGACUAAGAUAUACAAAAACUCCAUUUAUCCUAAUGGAGAUGGGGACAGGGACAGGGACCGAGUAUUACAAAAUCAUAUUGAAAAACUGUCCAAAAUCAUCACCCCAAACCACAAAGAUCUCCUGAUAGAAAAAGUGUAUCUCAGAGAGAGUCCCUGGCUUCCUGCUCAAGAUGCUCUUCGAACUUUGAAUAUUUACAAGACCCCAAGGGAUAAAGUUAAAUGUAUCGUCAACUGUGCCAAGUGUAUCAUGGAUCUCCUGGCCCUUUCCCAGAGUAAUGGUUCUGCUACUGCUGACGAUUUCAUGCCUGUUUUAGUUUAUGUGAUAAUCAAGGUUAAUCCAGAAGCUCUGUUGUCAACUGUUCAGUACGUGAAUAGCUUCUUCCACCAUCAGCUGUUUGGAGAAGAUGAAUACUGGUGGACUCAGUUCUGCGCAGCUGUUGAAUAUAUUAAAACGAUGGACUAUUCUGAUUGAUAUUAGUUGUAAAAUAAUCUCUACACCAUUUUACUUGUACCUAUUAGCAAAAAAUAUUAUUUAUGAUUUAUAUUAAUCUGUUAGGUUAUAGAGCAAUUAUAUUUUUAAUAAAAGUGUUUAUAUUUUAGA
This is a messenger RNA of Leptinotarsa decemlineata (Colorado potato beetle), 4633 nucleotides long. RefSeq names its product GTPase activating protein and VPS9 domains 1 (gene Gapvd1). Lineage: Eukaryota; Metazoa; Arthropoda; Insecta; Coleoptera; Chrysomelidae. Gene Ontology annotation, cellular component: cytosol; endocytic vesicle. Gene Ontology annotation, biological process: regulation of GTPase activity; vesicle-mediated transport. The record is from RefSeq and is a predicted model, not a curated record. Gene Ontology annotation, molecular function: small GTPase binding; guanyl-nucleotide exchange factor activity.